AUGGUGAUUGGGGAUCUUAACGUGAUUGCGCAUCCUUGGGAGAAGAGUGGUGGAAGACGAGUAGCCGCCCGUGAUACUUGGAUUCUUACAAACUUCUUGCAAAAUAGAAGGGGAAUUGAUCUUGGUUCCCAUGGGUGCAAGUUCACUUGGCAAAAUAAUAGAUUCUUGGGUGGUUUGACUAGAGAGAGACUGGACCGAGCUGUGGUUUCGGGGGAUUGGAUUACAGCUUUUCCUGCGGCCAAAGUCACUAACGCACCUAUCUCGGUUUUGGAUCAUGGGUACGUGCUUUUGGACACGGUUAGGGGAAAGAACAAGGGUCAUAAACCCUUUAGAUUUUUUGAAGCAUGGGCGAGGGACCAUUCUUGUGAGGAUGUCAUAAAAGGAGCGUGGAGUUUGAGGGGUGAGAGGAGUAGAAAUAUGUGUGGAAGGCUGAAUGAUACGAGGGUUGCUCUCUAA
Cannabis sativa is the source of this 456-nucleotide messenger RNA. RefSeq lists its product as uncharacterized. The transcript has a single exon. The record is from RefSeq and is a predicted model, not a curated record. NCBI's taxonomy places the organism in Eukaryota, Viridiplantae, Streptophyta, Magnoliopsida, Rosales, Cannabaceae. The coding region runs from base 1 to 456 and encodes 151 amino acids.